Molecule: messenger RNA, 1281 nt
Organism: Phodopus roborovskii (desert hamster)
Lineage: Eukaryota; Metazoa; Chordata; Mammalia; Rodentia; Cricetidae
Product: acyl-coenzyme A amino acid N-acyltransferase 2
Exons: 3
Coding region: 8-1267 (419 amino acids)
Biological process (GO): fatty acid metabolic process; acyl-CoA metabolic process
Cellular component (GO): peroxisome
Molecular function (GO): fatty acyl-CoA hydrolase activity
Source: RefSeq, a predicted model, not a curated record
CUUGCAGAUGAUUCAGGUGAUAGCCACCCCCUCAAAUGCCCUUGCGGAUGAGCCUGUGUCCAUCCGAGCGACAGGCCUGCCUCCAUCACAGAUAGUGACCAUAAUGGCCACACUGAAGGAUGAGAAGGAGAAUCUGUUCCAAUCCAAAGCCUUUUACAAGGCCAACGAGGCCGGCGAGGUGGACCUGGAGUGGGCAUCGGCCUUGGGGGGUGACUAUGUAGGGGUCCAUCCAAUGGGCCUCUUUUGGUCUCUGAAGCCCAAGAAGAUUUUCCAGAGGCUAAUAAAGAAAGAUGUGAUGAACAGCCCCUUUCUUAUCACUCUGGACCUGUAUGACUCUGUUUGCUUGCAAGAUUCAGUCACAGUUAAACCCAAGGCCAGCCAGAUAGUGCAGCGCUGGUUUGCUGGCCCUGGGGUUCAGCGGAAGCAGAUCCGAGAAGGUCGGGUACGUGGAGCCCUUUUUCUCCCUCCAGGAGAAGGUCCUUUCCCAGGAAUUAUUGAUUUAUUCGGGAUUGUUGGAGGUCUAGUUGAAUUUCGUGCCAGUCUUUUGGCUUCCCAUGGCUUUGCAGUGCUGGCAUUAGCGUAUUUUGCCUAUGAAGACCUGCCUGAAAAACUGCUGGAGAUUGACUUGGAAUAUUUUGAGGAAGCUGCCAACUUCCUACUAGCUCAUCCCAAGAUCCAACAACCAGGAAUUGGUGUGAUCUCCACGAGCAAAGGUGCAGAGAUCGGGCUGGCCAUGGCCUGCUAUCUGAAGCAGGUGGUUGCCACUGUCUGCAUCAAUGGGUCCAGCGCCAUCUUAGACUUUCCUCUAAGGUAUCGGGAUUUGUUUGUGACAGCCAUCCAACGGGCUCAGGAACAUGUCCAAGUCCAUGCCUCAGGGGCUGUACGCUUCCGUUCCUUUAUAGAUGACCUCUGGAAUAAGCUGAACCCACACAGUAUACUUCCUGUGGAAAAAGCCCAAGGGUGGAUCCUCUUCAUUGUAGGAGAGAAUGAUGAGUCCCUGGAUAGUAAGGCAUAUGCACAAAGGGCCAUGGAUCAGCUCCACAGCCAUGGGAGAAGCAGUGGAAGAAUGCUGGCAUACCCCGGGGCAGGCCACCUCAUAGAGCCUCCCUAUUCUCCCUGUUGCUUUGCAUCCUGGAACUCUGGCUUGCCUAGCCCCUUGCUUUGGGGAGGAGAUCCCAUUGCUCACGCAGCAGCCCAGGAACACUCAUGGAGAGAGAUCCAGAAGUUCUUCAGGAAAUACCUCCUUCAGUCCAGAAGCAAACUCUAAGCAAAGGGAGUGAC